UCAAGAACUAAACAUGGGAAAAAUAAGUGCUGAAAUUAUGUGGACUCUUUUUGCUCUAGAUAUGAAAUAUGCAUUAGAAGAACAUGAGAAGCAACAGUUAUGCAAAAGCACCGAUUAUAUGAAUUUGCAUUUCAAAGUGAAAUGGUUUUAUAAUGAAUAUGUGCGAGAACUUCCUGCCUUCAAGGAUGCUGUUCCUGAGUAUUCCUUGUGGUUUGAACCUUUUGUCAUGCAGUGGCUAGAUGAAAAUGAAGACUUGUCAAUGGAAUUCCUUCAUGGAGCACUGGGAAGAGACAAAAAAGAUGGAUUCCAGCAGACAUCUGAUCAUGCCCUCUUCUCUUGCUCCGUGGUUGAUGUCUUUGCUCAGCUUAAUCAGAGCUUUGAGAUAAUUAAGAAACUGGAAUGUCCAAAUCCUGAAGCACUAUCUCACUUAGUGAGAAGAUUUGCAAAGACUAUCAACAAAGUGUUAGUCCAGUAUGCUGCAAUCGUGUCAAGUGAUUUCAGUUCAUAUUGUGAUAAGGAGAAUGUGCCCUGUAUCUUGAUGAACAAUAUUCAGCAAUUGCGGGUCCAGCUGGAAAAAAUGUUUGAAUCUAUGGGAGGGAAAGAGCUAGACCCCGAAGCUAGCACUAUUCUAAAAGAGCUUCAAGUUAAACUCAAUGGAGUUCUGGAUGAGCUCAGCAUCACUUAUGGUGAAAGUUUCCAGCUUAUAAUUGAAGAGUGUAUAAAGCAGAUGAGUUUUGAACUAAAUCAAAUGAGAGCAAAUGGAAAUAAUGUGUCUAAUAAAAACAGUGCAGCAAUGGAUGCAGAGAUUGUGUUAAGACCACUUAUGGAUUUCUUGGACAAAACAUUAAGUCUCUCAGCAAAAAUUUGUGAGAAAACAGUCCUGAAGCGAGUUUUAAAAGAGCUAUGGAAACUAGUUCUUAACAAAAUAGAAAAGCAAAUUGUUCUCCCUCCUCUGACAGAUCAAACAGGACCUCAGAUGAUUUUCAUUGCAGCUAAAGAUCUCGGACAAUUAUCAAAGUUGAAGGAGCACAUGAUUCGAGAGGAUGCCAAGGGUCUGACGCCAAGACAGUGUGCUAUAAUGGAGGUGGUCCUGGCUACCAUCAAGCAAUACUUUCAUGCAGGAGGAAAUGGUCUGAAAAAGAAUUUCUUGGAGAAAAGCCCAGAUCUUCACUCCCUGAGAUACGCUCUCAGUCUUUAUACCCAAACUACUGAUGCCUUGAUAAAGAAAUUCAUAGACACUCAAACCUCACAGAGUCGCUCCUCCAAAGAUGCAGUGGGUCAGAUAUCUGUUCAUGUGGAUAUCACUGCCACCCCUGGGACUGGGGAGCACAAAGUCACUGUUAAAGUGAUUGCUAUUAAUGACCUACACUGGCAGACCACAGCAAUGUUCCGACCCUUUGUGGAAGUUUGCAUACUGGGACCUAACCUAGGAGACAAGAAGAGAAAACAAGGCACAAAGACAAAAAGCAACACAUGGUCACCAAAGUACAAUGAAACAUUUCAGUUCAUUCUGGGUAAUGAAAACCGCCCAGGGGCCUAUGAACUUCACCUCUCAGUCAAGGAUUACUGUUUUGCCCGGGAAGAUCGAAUUAUUGGAAUGACAGUAAUUCAACUACAGAACAUUGCAGAAAAGGGAAGUUAUGGGACAUGGUAUCCUCUUUUGAAAAGUAUCUCUAUGGAUGAAACUGGUUUGACUAUCCUUAGAAUACUCUCUCAGAGGACCAGCGAUGAUGUGGCUAAAGAAUUUGUAAGAUUAAAAUCUGAAACAAGAUCUACUGAAGAGAGUGCUUGAAACAAAGCAGCAAGAUACCAUUUUUGAGAAUUCAUAAAACUAACUUGUUUGUCUACUGCAUGCAUGUGAAAAUACAGGGGAAUGUUUAUUUCACUAUGUUUCAUUGUUUGCCAGUACUCAAGUACAAUGUCUACAAGGUAUGUAGAAAACUUACUGAACUUUUAUACCAAUUCUGGUUUUUGGGAAAUAAUGUUCCAUGAAGUGCCAAAAUGAGAUGUAAAGUGAAAUAUCAAGACUAUCUCUUAAAAUGUU
Molecule: messenger RNA, 2044 nt
Organism: Castor canadensis (American beaver)
Lineage: Eukaryota; Metazoa; Chordata; Mammalia; Rodentia; Castoridae
Source: RefSeq, a predicted model, not a curated record